AUGAAAAGGAAAUUUAGGAACGAUGAUGAAUCCCAAAGUUCGUCACUUUCCUCAAACAAAGCCAUUCAAGAAUCGAGAGAGCCUUGUGAGAUAUGUGGAAGUGUCGGCAUUGAGGGUUUGAUAAUGACGUGUUUCAAGUGCAGAGAUACGCGAGAGCAUACCUAUUGUGCAAGGAUAUCUUUACCAUCUGUCCCUCCCAUUUGGUUAUGUGAAAUGUGCCGGUUUUCGUCUCGCGUAUUACUCAUACCUGCUGCUGCUGAGGAUCUAACGGAUAUUGAAACCGGUGUUGCGGAUUGUUCCUUAGAUCCAAAGAAUUCUAACAAUUCCAGAGAAGAAGAUCAUGAAACUGCUAGAUUAAGAACUAAUGAUAUGGAAGAAGUUGCAGAGGCCGGAAUUUCUUUGCCAGUAUCGAAAAGCAACUCUAGUCAUGAAAUCGCUGCAAAUGUCAGCUCAGUGAUUCAUGCACCGUCAGAGCCACACACAAGUUCAGGAGCUAAAGAAGGCAAGGAGCUGCAUCAACUACUUGAGGCCUUUCCUAAAAAACCGAGGAACAUUCGGUGGAUGAGCAGACACAUUUCACAGUCACACCAAUCUCUAACAGAAAUGCUUCACCAAAGCGUAAACCGAAGACGCUUCAGCUGA
This is a messenger RNA of Arabis nemorensis, 642 nucleotides long. The record is from the annotation of a GenBank genome assembly. NCBI's taxonomy places the organism in Eukaryota, Viridiplantae, Streptophyta, Magnoliopsida, Brassicales, Brassicaceae.